Messenger RNA from Melanotaenia boesemani (Boeseman's rainbowfish), 2171 nucleotides. It is a transcript of the gene kctd6b, whose product is annotated as potassium channel tetramerization domain containing 6b. Bases 610 to 1323 code for a protein of 237 amino acids. The record is from RefSeq and is a predicted model, not a curated record. Gene Ontology annotation, biological process: protein homooligomerization. Gene Ontology annotation, molecular function: protein binding. NCBI's taxonomy places the organism in Eukaryota, Metazoa, Chordata, Actinopteri, Atheriniformes, Melanotaeniidae. The transcript has 2 exons.
UCAUGCUUGUUUAUUGAAAGUAUGUAAAGUCCAGUAAGGAUAUGAUUUGUGUGUUGAUUUACAAAGUUUAAUUUACACUGAUGUUCAUGACUUAUUUUAUUUAUAAGAGUACAUUUCUUGUUAAUAAAAUGCAGAACCUACAUUAAAGUGGUCUGAUAUCAAUCAAGAGUUAUACUGUGCACAUUACUGGUCAAGUAGUACCUUACACCCACCUCUUAUUCUUUUAAAGUGGAAUUUAGUCUCAGAAUAAUAAUUUUAACAUAUCAUAACCCUAACCCAUAUCAUAAUGAAAAUUAAUGAAAAUAAAAAUAUAUAUAAUUCAUAAAUAUUUGAACACAAUAUAAGGAAAUUAUCUCCUCUCUAAAAAAAGAAAAAAAAUCUAUCUAAUAGGUUCCAAAAGGAUGGCAAACUCUAAUGUAUCUUUAAAAAUAAAAAAAAUGAUUUGACUAAGCCUCAACAAGCAUUUUAGGCAUUUUCUGCCCAUACAUUUUUGUUACAGCAUCUGUUAAAGUGACUUUUUUUUUUUUUUUUUUAAUAGGUAAAAUUAAGGUGAUCCAAUCUUGUUUGUUCCCACUCUGUUUUGGUUCUGACCAAGUGGGUAUUCUACAAAUGGAUAAUGGAGACUGGGGCCAUAGGAUGACUACUCCUGUUACCUUGAACGUGGGAGGCAAUUUGUACACCACUAGUCUAUCCACGCUGCAGCGUUAUCCAGACUCCAUGUUGGGCGCCAUGUUCCGGGGAGAUUUCCCCACAACCCGCGAUUCCCAAGGGAAUUAUUUCAUCGAUCGCGAUGGAACACUAUUCCGGUACAUCCUGAACUUUCUUCGGACAUCUGAGCUUACCCUUCCUAUGGACUUCACAGAAACAGAUCUGCUGAGAAAAGAGGCAGAUUUCUACCAGAUCGAACCAUUGAUCCAGUGCCUCAACGAUCCCAAGCCACUGUACCCUCCUGACAUUUUUGAGCAGGUUGUGGAGCUCUCUAGCACUAGGAAACUGUCAAAAUACUCCAACCCAGUUGCUGUUAUCAUCACACAGCUAACAAUAACAACAAAGGUCCAUGCCUUGUUAGAAGGCAUUUCCAACAACUUCACCAAGUGGAACAAACACAUGAUGGAUACAAGAGACUGUCAGGUGUCAUUCACCUUUGGACCGUGUGACUACCAUCAAGAGGUGUCCCUAAGGGUUCACCUCAUGGACUACAUCAUGAAACAAGGCUUCACCAUUCGGAAUACGCGGGUGCAUCACAUGAGUGAGCGUGCAAACGAGAACACUGUGGAGCAUCACUGGACUUUCUGUAGACCAGCUCACAAAGUUGAAGACUGAGUUGCAGCACAGGUUUUGUCAGUGAUGUUAUUGUUGGAUUUGUCUUUGUGUUAUACAAAUGCUAGAGAGAAAAAAAACAAAACAAAACUGACCUCUGUUUGAGUAAGGUAUCACUGUUGUCACGACAUGAAGCUUAAAGUCCAGAGAACAGCCCAAAAAAAAAAAAAAAAAAAAAAAAAGGAGGUAAUGUGAAUUCUUAAUUUAUUCAUUAGAUUGAGCACAAUUCUUUAUCAUCUUUGCCACCACUGUAUAUUUGAUAUCUAGCUUUCAUUGUAAGGUCUUCAAAAAAAAAAAAAAAAGUUUCCUAUUAACUUAAUUGCAAUAAAGUUGUGGUUUUAGUCAGUUUGGGAAGCUAUUAUCAGAAAAAUGGCAUACAAUACUUUUUAUUUAAAAGAAAAAAUGUGACUUUGGAGACUAGUAAGUAAUAAAAGUGAUCUUCAGAAAGACCUAUUGUUUAAGACUCAGUGCCUAAUUAUAGUAUCAAAUGUUCUUAAUAAAAUGCAUUAAUGUAAAUUUCAACAAUAACUUUUAGGAAAAAAAAUAAAAAAAAUUGUGAAAGAUGUCUUAAACACAAUUCACAUUUUGCAUUCCAAUGUGUUGGAAGUGUAUUUUUUAUAAUUAUAACUUAUGUUUAUCUUUAGUACAGUAGAUUUCAAGUGAGGGAAAAUUAAUCUCUUAGGUCCCUCCUAUGCCCCUGUAUGGUACUAUUUCUGAAGCCCCCAGUAGUUGCAUGUGUCUGAGUGUCUUGUGUAUCUAUAAUGUAUGUAUCUUAUGUGUUCUUUAUAUGUCAUACUGCCAUAUCAACAGUGAUGUUUGGUCAUCUCAGCCUAAAUAAACCCAUCUCUGUA